CAAAGGUCUUUACCGAGUUGAUAUGUCUAUCAUUAACUAGUGCGCGUCCGAUAGUGACAGACAGAAUAACCUAGUAGCUCGGAGAACGGAGAAAGGAAAACAUGAAUCGUCUGCUGUCCUUGUGCUUGGUGCUUCAAUGCAUCGUUUCUGCCAUUGCAGCCCAGUACGGAAUUAGCAGCGGGGUGACACUUAAUACGAGUCUGAACUUCACUCUCCCUCCACUAACGAAGAUUCUCCUCCUGUUUUGGCUGCAAGAGAAUACUCCCAUCACUUUAGAAUAUUUGUAUGAUGAUAGGAAUACAACUGGGACUGGGAAACUCAACUACCAAAGACAAACUGAAACUGAGCCUUACUUCAUCUUAAUAUACCCUGAUAGAAUCAAUAUGUCAAAACCAGCGACCGUGGAGAGCCCUUUGAAGCUAGACCCACAGCCGCGUUCUUUAACAGGAAGAGUACUCAAAGUGUUUAGCGAAAAAAAUGUUACCUGGGAGAUGUAUACCCCACCUGAAAACGUAUCAACGAAAGGUGAUGAUGAAACGACAUCCCCGCAAUAUAUGAUAGUCUCCCUGGCCGCCUCAUCUGGACUCAUGGGCUUGAUAGCAAUAAUCCUCGCCUUCUACGUGUGCUACCUGAAGACUACUACUACAAAAUUGCAGCCAGAUGUUUCUUCAGCGGAUUCUCGCCUAAAACGAAUGGCGUCUCACGACAGCGAGAACAGCCUGUAUGGGGCGGUUAUUCGAUGAAGCUUUCGGGGUGGUUACGACCACCAGCACUCUGAGUGGGUCCUUGAUGAACACUAGACCUUGGGAAUGACAUCGAUGACGCGGCUCUUAGCCAGAAAGAUUGACCAAACAAUAAUGUACGUGCUCCAAUAUGUCACACUGUACUCGGCUGUCAAAUGAUAAUAGACUUCAUUACGUGAAACCCACAAUACGAAAAUGAAAUUUAUUAAGCUUUCGAAGGGCGGUAGCACCUUCGAAAGCGGAAUACAUUUCUUAACCUUUAGGCAAGAAUGUCUUUAAUAAGCCGCCAUAUGUUAAGGAAUCUACCGUAUAUACCUUGAGAAUUUGUAUUGCUUUUACAUUGUGUUCUGCAUUCAGCAUGUUUUGUAAAUCUACACAUUAUGUUAUCUGACCAAUAAAAUUUUGGAGUUUCAA
Molecule: messenger RNA, 1157 nt
Organism: Macrobrachium nipponense
Lineage: Eukaryota; Metazoa; Arthropoda; Malacostraca; Decapoda; Palaemonidae
Exons: 5
Coding region: 102-743 (213 amino acids)
Source: RefSeq, a predicted model, not a curated record